AUGCAGUUCAUGGAGGACAAGAGGAAGAAGAAGAGUUUGCCAUGGUUGCUUAGAGGGUAUGUGAAAGGAGGGCACUUUGAAGCAGAGACAUUGGUGACGAUGAUCGACUCUGGUUUGUAUCCGGAGUAUAUUGAUCGAGUGGCUGUGAUGCAGGGGAUGACGAGGAGGAUCCAACGGCCGAGAGAUGUGGAAGCUUAUUUGGGUCUGUGCAAGAAGAUGUUUGAUGCUGGUUUGGUUGGACCUUGUCUUGUGUAUAUGUACAUGGAUAAAUAUAAGUUGUGGAUAGUGAAGAUGAUAUGA
Molecule: messenger RNA, 300 nt
Organism: Microthlaspi erraticum
Lineage: Eukaryota; Viridiplantae; Streptophyta; Magnoliopsida; Brassicales; Brassicaceae
Source: the annotation of a GenBank genome assembly